CUGCCAAAAGUAUAUAGACAGAGCUUGGCCCGGGGCCAGUUUCAUUUGCAGUGUGAACAUGGAAGCACCUCGCCAAGUACAACAGCAACUUCCUGCUCGAGGAAGAGGAGGAAGAAGAAGAGGAAGAGGAGGAGUGAGAAUGCGUGGAGGAAUAGGGGGAAGAGGCCGAGGAGCACGGAGGCACCAUGAUGUCCCAGAUGAAAUCCGGGCCACCCUUAUUGACCACGUUAUAAACCAUCGCCUCACAAUGGCAGAGGCAGGUCGCCGAGUGCAGCCUAAUGUGCCUCGGUCUACAGUCUCCUCCAUCAUCCAAACCUUUCGCAGGGAAAACAGGAUUGGACGACAGCCUCAAGUGGGUGGCAGAAGAAAACUCCUAAGUGAACAACAAGAACGAGAAAUAUGCAACAUGGUCAUUGCAAAUAAUGCCAUCACACUGAGACAGAUUCGUAAUGCAAUCCUGCUAGACAAUGUAAUGUUCCAAAAUAUAAACUCUAUCAGCAUCUCCACAAUAGACCGGGUAUUGAAGAAACAUCAGAUGACCAUGAAACAGAUUUACAGGGUACCAUUUGAGAGAAACUCUGACAGAGUGAAAGGGCUGCAGUACCAGUAUGUGCAUAGAAUAAUGGCAUUAGAAGGCAACGAAACCCCUCACAUCCUAGUGUUCGUUGAUGAAGCUGGCUUCAACCUGGCCAAAGGUCGAAGGCGUGGCCGUAACAUCAUUGGCCACCGAGCCACUGUGGAUGUCCCAGGCCAGCGAGGAGCAAAUAUAACAAUGUGUGCCGCUAUAUCAGAAAGAGGUGUGGCCACACACAUUCCCAGUUUAGGGCCAUACAAUACACAAAAGCUCCUCAAUUUUUUGGACCACCUUUAUACUGAUCUGAUCCCAGAAAAUGAGAGAGGUGUAGAAGGACCUCAGCUACCACAUUAUGUCAUUGUGUGGGAUAAUGUGAACUUCCACCGCGGCCCACGCAUCAGAACCUGGUUCACCACCCAUCCCCGGAUGCUAAUGGAGUUUCUUCCACCCUACUCUCCUUUCCUAAAUCCAAUUGAGGAGUUUUUUUCAGCUUGGAGGUGGAGGGUGUAUGAGCAUCAGGCUCAAGACCAGAGGGCCCUGCUGCAUGCAAUGGAUGCUGCAUGUGAGGACAUCACAGGGGAUCAAUGUAGGGGAUGGUUGAGACAUUCACGCCGUUUCUUCCCUCGCUGCAUCGCACGAGAAAAUAUCCGUUGCGAUGUGGAUGAGAAUUUAUGGCCUGACAGAGAGCAGCGCGUCGAUGGCCAGGAGGAUGAGGAUGGUGGCCAGGAAAGAGAGGGUGACAAUGGCGACCACUGA
Messenger RNA from Oreochromis niloticus (Nile tilapia), 1330 nucleotides. RefSeq lists its product as uncharacterized. The transcript is spliced from 3 exons. Gene Ontology annotation, molecular function: nucleic acid binding. The record is from RefSeq and is a predicted model, not a curated record. Lineage: Eukaryota; Metazoa; Chordata; Actinopteri; Cichliformes; Cichlidae. The coding region runs from base 59 to 1330 and encodes 423 amino acids.